CCGUCAAAGAAAAAUAUAAUAAUAAUUUCCCCUUCAUCGAUCUACCAAAACCACAAGAAAAAAAAAUGAAAAAAAAGUCUUAUCCUUGUUCAUAAAUAAUCCAUAAUAUAUUUACUUGAUCACAAGAAAAAAAAAAGAGUCUUCUCUAACAAUAAAUAGAUGGAAGAGCUCUGUAUAGGCAGGCAGAAAUCAUCGUUCCAAAGCUUCGUAGCGCCAGGUUCGAUUCCAAGAAUUAACCUGAAUAAUGUUAAUAAUGAUGAGAAUGAAAAACAUGUUGAUGUUGAUGAAGAGGAUGAAGAUGAUGGAAGAAAUGAUAUGUUUAAUAAGACAGCAGGAGGUUUUAUAUCAUCACUAAACUCACCAUUUGAUCAGGCUAUAGGUAAUACUAGUGAUGCUGUAUCUUCCUGCUCCUUGUUGAACUUGAACAACAACACGACUUGUUUCACUUCUAUUAAAAACAAGAGGGUUUCCGAAGAUCACAACAUUUUCAACGCCGAAUCGGGUGUUAACCGGAGGCAUAAGCGUAUGAUGAAGAACAGAGAGUCCGCUGCUCGAUCUCGCGCUCGUCGGCAGGCUUACACAAGUGAGUUGGAAAGGGAGCAUGCUAAAUUAAAGGAAGAAAAUGCUAAGCUCAGGAAACUGCAACAACGGUUGGUUGUUGUGAUUACAGUUUUUGGUAUCUGUUCCGGUUGAAGUGCCAAGAAAGCGCACCCACAGUAGAUCGUCUACGGCACCACUUUGAGAAAUAUGAAAAUAGAAUGUAUUAAAUUCAAACUCUAGACUAUUUUCAUAUUAGGGUUGCUUUGUAUAGUCUCUGCGAUGUACAUAUUAUUCAGAGAGGUCAGAUUUUUUUUGUUGAUCAAACAUAAACGUGUUUUUUUUUAAUGUAAAUAUUUUGUUAUUUUAUGUAAUUUUAGUGAUAUAUUUUGUUUCUUUUA
This is a messenger RNA of Spinacia oleracea (spinach), 938 nucleotides long. RefSeq names its product protein FD. NCBI's taxonomy places the organism in Eukaryota, Viridiplantae, Streptophyta, Magnoliopsida, Caryophyllales, Amaranthaceae. Gene Ontology annotation, biological process: positive regulation of DNA-templated transcription. Gene Ontology annotation, molecular function: DNA-binding transcription factor activity. Gene Ontology annotation, cellular component: nucleus. The transcript is spliced from 3 exons. The coding region runs from base 160 to 693 and encodes 177 amino acids. The record is from RefSeq and is a predicted model, not a curated record.